Messenger RNA from Girardinichthys multiradiatus, 6854 nucleotides. It is a transcript of the gene ppp1r3f, whose product is annotated as protein phosphatase 1 regulatory subunit 3A. NCBI's taxonomy places the organism in Eukaryota, Metazoa, Chordata, Actinopteri, Cyprinodontiformes, Goodeidae. Gene Ontology annotation, cellular component: protein phosphatase type 1 complex. Gene Ontology annotation, biological process: regulation of glycogen biosynthetic process. The transcript has 4 exons. Gene Ontology annotation, molecular function: protein phosphatase 1 binding; glycogen binding. The record is from RefSeq and is a predicted model, not a curated record. Bases 772 to 2646 code for a protein of 624 amino acids.
CAUUUAAAUGUAUUUCGUUUUUUUUUUUAUUAUAUAUAUAGCGUAAAAUUCAUCUCAAGGCACUUUUCAGGACAAAUAGAUCUGAUCCAUUCUCAGUUAUAUAAAAUCAAUUUUGAUUAGUGCAGAAAGACGAAUUUUGGCAUUAAAGGCUGACAAAUUAAAUUGCGCAAAAUAUGUCACACAAGAAUAACAUGCCAUAACUAAUUCAAGGCUGUGAGCUUUCCUAUUAUAUAUUCGCAACUUUUUUUGUUUUUUUUUUGUUUAUCUCUGUAGAUGUUUAAAACAAAUAAACAAAUUCAACUAUCUCGUAGUUUAGUUUUCAAUUUAUUUAUUGGUUCAUUUAAAGAAUGGACUAAUGAGUAAAUGUGUGUUUUUAGGAGUGAUUUAUAUACCCGCAGUCUCCAGUAGAGGGCGCUCAGCCAGCCCGGACCGAGCUGAAAGCAGGGGGCGCAGUAUAGGCUUUAAAAAAAACACAUUUAGGUCAUGCCAAAAGGACCAACACUAAAAUUAGAGACUGUUGCCUCCAGAAGAGCUGCCAAGCGGCGCUGCAUAAAGUCGUCUUAACGACAGGCUGUCUCACUGGCUGCUGAGGAAAGCCAGGUUUUCCACGGGUGACAUUUAAACGCCAAACGUUGACAGGACAGAGGAGCUUCUCCGUGUGUAACGCAGGGACAGCGCUGGAUUCACACCGAGCGCUGAUCCGCAAACCAUGACUAUUUACAAGUAUUUAUUUUGAAUACGCCAUAUACACUCUUGCACUCUUCUGCAGAUAUGUCUUUCUUAACCAUACCAAGCCAAGAGGGCCUUUUCACAACGAUUAAAAACAGCAAGUCAGCCGGGGAGACUCAGGCUCGCUCAGGCAUGGACGCCGAUGAGGAAAACGAUGAUGAAGAGGAUGAGGAAGAUGAUGACACCGAGGAUGUUCGGCUCAUCCCCAGGUGUUCCCCGGUUCCCAGGAAGCGGGGCUCGUCCAUCUUCGACGAGACAGCCGAGUACAUGCGAAUCCACCAGGCGCUCUCCGCAGGAAAGAGAGUGUCGUUCGCCGAUACAACAGGUGGAGAUCUGGUGGAUGUGCGCGAAUUCGUAGCCUUUGACUCGGACGAGGAGGACAGCGCGAAGUGGGAGGAGGAGGAGGCGAAAUAUCGCAAAGCAGAGCGGGAGCCGACCUAUACAGUGCACCCGGAGUUCCACGCUCCCGGCAGCGGCGUCCUGCUGCAGGCUGUGCGCUCCAACAAAGUGGAAGUUCAGCAGAUAUCUCCAGUGGAGGAUGAGCCGCUCGCAUUCAGUGGGAUAAUUCGAGUGCUGAACAUCUCCUUCCACAAGGCAGUGUACAUCAGAUCAACCAUGGACAGCUGGGCCACUUACUUUGACCACCCUGCAGAUUAUGUGCUUGGGUCUAACGACGGGGACACAGAUCAGUUCUCCUUCAAGCUGUCUUUUGCACCACCUUACACCGCGCACGGCUCACGCAUUGAGUUUGUCGUGCGCUAUGAAACCUCGGAUGGUGAUUACUGGGCCAAUAACUCCUCUAUGAAUUAUGCUGUGACGCUGCUUUUGUCCUAUGAAGAUGAUCCAGCCCAGCCCAGCACUGAUGUGACACAAAAAAGAAGCAUCCUGAAGACACCCAAAGUCUACAGUAUGGAUGAUUACGUGGCUUCAGCGGAUGAUCAGGAGGAAGAAGAUGCAGAGGAGCCAGAGGAGAUUUUAAGAGCAGAAUUAGUCAGGCCUUCGGCUCUGUGUCCAGUCAUCAUUCAUCCCGAGAUCGAUGUGGAGAAAGCAGUUCCCCAGUCUGGUUCCUCUGCCACACCUGAACACGGGCCUCCUUUCGUUGAUGGCUCAAUGUCCACUCCCACUGUAUUCACAGAGGAACAUUUACCUUCAAAGUCUUCUGAAACGGAACUUCAAACUAAGUCUGCCUUAGUUCUGCAUGCUGAUGAAUCAGUCCAACCAGAUAGGUUUCAAUCUUCACUGACACUCCACUGGCAAUCUGUGAACCACAUGUCAGAGCAGUCCGUGCACAGUCGUUCCACUGCAGCGCUGUCUCUCUCAGGUCCUUCAUCUCAAGAAUCCGAACAGAGUUCAGACGAGUCUCAGGCUAAGACAGUGAAAACCCCUGCUUCAGAAGCUCCUCUCUCACGUCCUCCUGUAGCAGAGAUAAAUUUGCUGUCAACAGCAGGAGAGGAUUGGAUGGCUGCGGAGUGUGUCUCCUGUCCCUGUGUGACUGAGGGCCUGGAGCGGGAGGCUAAAGUAGGAUUGAAUGAACUUAAUGAAGGACUUUUCGAAGUUUUAACAAAAUCUGCAGCACAUCAUGCAGGCAGAACCCCUGUAGCCGAGACUCAUAAACCUGUGGAAGUAGAGAAUGAAGGUCCAUUAUCACGAGAGGUGAGCAGAGAUGUAGCUCCUCAAUCUGUCUCAGCCUGUAGUGAGAAAGAAGAUCCUACAUGUAUUUCGCUGUGCAAGCCAUUAGAAAAUGCAUCAUUCAACAUGUUGUCAGAUGUUUCUGAAAUUAUGUUUGAAGGCGACGUCAGCCUUAAUCUGAGGCCUUGCGUCUUUUUUCUAACUGGAGUUGUUUCUCUCUCACUAGUGAUGCAGGCACCCAGUGCCCUCUUUUUCAUUGGGCUGCUUCUGGUUUUGCACUGUUUUUGAAGUUGCUCCAAAGGUUUAGUCUGAUCUCCUGUCAAGUCAAAUGCCUUUUAAUGUUUUCAAAAAAGCCAACAAGUUUAAGAAUGAACAUGUGUCCCUCUGAUAUUGUGCAAAAUCUAAUUUAGACAGCUUGCAAAAGUAUUUUCCCACCUUGAACCAUUUCACAUUUGCUUAUGCUACAACUACAGUAUACAGUAAAGUGGAUAGUUGCUUUUCAAAAGUUUUCCAAAUAGCAAUCUGAAAAGUGUGGCAUGCAUUUGUAUUCAGCUGUCUUUAUGCUGAGUCUCCUUAAUAAAAUCCAAGGCUAUUCAUUUCCCCCAGCCGUUCCCAUUCCCUAAAUAAAAUCUACCUGUGAGUAAUUUUAAUCUAAAUCCAGCUGUUCUGUGAAGCCCUUAGAGGUUUGUUAGAGAACAUUAGUGAUCAUGGAGACAGCAGAAAGGUUAGGGAUAAAAGCGUGGUUAGCUUUAAGGAGAGUUAGAUUACAAAAUAACAUCCCAAGCUUUGAACCUGGCCAAUGCAUCAUUCCAAAACUGAGAGAGUAUGACAGAACUGCAAAUAUGCCAAGGCAUUACCGUCUAUUUAAACCGACAGGCUAGGAUAGUAUUAACCAGAGAAGCAGUCAAGGGGUUAAUGGUGACUCUGGAGGAGCUCUACAAAUUUGCUCUUUAUGAAAAUGUGGGAAACAAAAAGUUACUGUUGAAAGAGGGUCAUAGGAAGUCUCAUUUAAAGUUUACUACAAGGACUUGUGCAGAGACGCAGGGAAGCUAGUCUGAGUUGAAAAGAAGAUGAAUGAAGCUAAACACUUCGUGAUACUGUAAGAAAAUCUUUUAGAGGCUGCAAAAGACUUCAAACUAGAGCAGAAGUAAACAUACAGUCAGAGAUAGAACGAAAUUAUUUAGAUCAAUGCAUAUCCAUGUGUGUCAAAAUGUUCAUACCAAAAUCCAAUCGAGAAUUUUUGGCAAGACUUGAAAAGUAAUGUUCACAGGCACUUUCUAUGAAAUCUGAGUUUGAGCUAUUUUGUAGAGUCAGCAACAUUUUCAGUAUCUGUGCAAAAUGUGAUACCAAAAAACACCUGCAGCUGUAAUUGCACCAGAAGAUUCAGAUGAUUCUACAAAGUAUUCACUCAUGGAGGAUGCAGACAGAUUCAUGCCAGACUUUAAUGAUUUCAUUGGUAAAAUGUCAGAACUAUGUAUCAUUGUCUGGUCACUUUAUAAUUAUUUCCUACGUAUAAAAUCAACAUAAAAUACAUUCAAGUUUGUGGUUGUAAUGUAACAAAAUAUGAAAAACCUCAAGAGGAAAGAAGACUUUUGCAAGGUACUAUAUGCAUAUAAAAUGCUGCAGGUUAUGUUCAGGCAGUAUGUAGCACCAUGGUAAAACUAAAGAGUAUUUGCUUCAGUAAUAUUACGAUCACUUAAUUGAAGUAAAUUCCUAAAUGCUUUGCCUAGGGGAUCUAUAAAUGAUCUUUUUCUUGCUGUGUGAAGAUAGUACAUGUGGUGUUGUUAGGUUAGUUUUGCAAUGCACCUUUUAAUGCAAUCACCAAAUUUAGCAAAGGGUUGGGUAUCGUUCCUUGACUAGAUAAAAGACAGAAGUGAUAACAGUGAUUUAAAAGCGAUGACAGUGAGAAAGUGCCUUAGAGUCUAAUACCACUGGCAAUCAUAAGGGCACCGGUCACUCUAAAACAUAACACAUCUGCUCAAAUGUUUUUUUAUUAGGUUUCAAGCUAAAAUCUGAUCCUCAUGCUUGUGAUCCGCUUAAAAAUGGUUUAAGAAUUACAUUUAUAUUAGGUCUUUUUAUUUAAUAACACACCAGUGGGAGUGAUUGAAGAAGCUGCUGGACACAGCAAAAUGGGUUCCAGUUGGUAACUUGGUUUGACAAUUUUUGAGCCAUAUUAUGCUGAUGGAGUAGGUCACACAUCUAUAUUGGCUUUCUUAAUUGGAUAACUAACUAACAUUCUAGUGAUUCAGAUGUCCUCAUUCUUUUAGAAAAUGUCUUAUUUUCUUCAUGGCUUCCAAUUUUAAAGCACAUAUUUGGAUGUUCUUUAAAGUGCUCCACUUAACUGAAUAUCUAAUAUCAUAUUUAUAACAACAAAAUAACAGCCUCCCAUACAAUUUCCAAAUUGAGUUGGAUGUCCCUGAAAACUAAAAUUUGUUCAGACAAGCAGAGGAGAACUUCUAUAGUAGUAAAAAUAUGCUAGUUUGUACUAAGCUCAAUGGGGGAACUUCUUUAACAGUUUUUGGAUGACCUUCUGAUCUUGAUUUACCUGUAUAAAUAAUGUUUUGUAAAUUACGGUCCCAGGUAGACUAAAAUAUGUCAGUCUGUGCAAGAACCUGGAGGCAAGGGGAACAGUUGUUGCUUCAGUUACUCUGUAGCCUGGUUUCUGACUGCAGCUAUUCUAAAUCCAUCUUAAUUCUCCUGCUCAUUAUUUGUUUUUGUUUUUUGUGAAUUGUGUUCCCAUCUAUAGUGAAACAAAUGGGUGUGUGCAACAGCACAGCUAGUGCUUGCUUAAGCUGACAACUUCUUGCUCCUUUCAUCAGUGCUUUCCAUUUGAAAUCAGAAGUCAGAAUUUAUGAGCUACAAGUUGGAUAAUGAACUGUAGCAUCCCUUGUACCUGUAAAGCAAAGUUCAAAUUCCACCUUGGAAAGUCUGAGGUUCUUUACCAAACACGUGUCUUAAAAUCCAAUAUGGCUGCCAUGCGUUAAAAACAGUAAUAGCUUCACUAAUAAACGCAAAGAGCUGUACAACCUGUUAAUAAAUCUAUUGCGGCAGAGUUUACAUGUGCCAAAAGCUACGGGUUUAUUCUCUUGUAUUACUAAAAAAUAUUUAGACUGGUCACUGACCAAGUGAAUAUGGAAUUCCCACACAAUUAAUUUGCUUUUUAAUGGUUUUUAUUGUGAAAUAUAGUCCUAAUUAGGAUACAGUCAGCGUGUGCAAGAAAGUCUUGAUUCACCGCACAACUACUGCUUGAGUUAGCCAAUAAUGUUUUAUCGUUGUGUCAGAAGUCAACAAUCAACUGUACUGAUCGUGGAAGUUUAAAACUCCAACUUGGACCCUCAGCUAAGAAUCCAAUAUGGCUGCCAUGAGUUUAAAUUGCAGAGACUGCUGAUGUAAUAAAUUGUUUACUUGCAUUUCUGAGUUUGUAUCUCACUCACACUAGUCUGUUAUUGGACAUGCUGCAGCAUAUUUUAAAUGUUCAAAUUGCAGAAAAAUAUGUUAUCAUCUUGUAUAGCUAAUAGCAUUAAACCUGGUGGCUGAAGUAGAAGAUCCCAAUGGUUUUCCAGCUCACAGCUGGAAUAAGGUCGUACCAAGAUCAAAGUUUUGAUUUCUGAGGUAAAAAGAGCACAGAGCCACUAGAACUAAGUACUCAUUGUGCUUCGCAUCUGGUCAGAAUGUUAGCAGCCAAAGCUAAUGGUCCCAACCAUUACCCAGAAUAGAUAUCAAAAACCCUUGCCACUAACUGAUGCUAGUUUGCAUCUUCACCUGACAUUUUGACAUUUAAUAGAGUUUGCUAGCAGAACAGUUUAUGGUAAAUGUAAAGUCAGAGUUAGCUUCUUGAAGCCUUUGGGUGUUCUUGUGCAAAAAAUUGAGAAUAUUUUCACUUUUUAAUCUCAUGGGACAUUGCAUAUGCAAUCAAAGCUUACACCUGGCAGUGACUCAAAUGAGGGAUAACGACACUCCUCCGUCUUUUCUAAAUAUGGUCUCCCAUGCCUCCAGAAUACGAAGAUGGGAACGACCAGCUGCCAAAAUGUUAAGUUUUAAAAUUGUCUACAUAUCCGUGGACAAUAGUUUUAUUUUAAGCCAAACCAACAUGCUGUGAAUUCAACUUUAAUUAAUUGUCAUAUGUUGUGUUGUGGAGUGUGUUACAUCUUCAGUGUUAAAAAAAGCUUGGGAAUUGCUGUACAAAUAGAGUUUUGUUUGUAAAGUGCAUGAUAACUAUUUUGCCUAAUUAACUAGUGAUAGGCACUAAGAUAUGGCACUUUAGGGAGAAAACAUAUGUAGCAAUUAUAAUUAAAAGUGAUAUCAAUGAUGUGAUAACACAAACCACCUCACUGCUUUUCCUGGACGGGAAUUCCUGUUGAUUUAUGCCAGAAAACCCUUGUUGUUGCACAGCACCAAACUUUAUAACCCUGUUUUGUGAACCUCACAAACAGAUUUAAGCACAAAAUGAAAUGUUUGAAGUACAAUGUACUGGAAUUAAACAUGAUCCCAUCCCC